CAGAAAUUUUUAUUCGUGAUUUCCGCAUACAAUGACGUUCGGCUACAAGACUGCACGAAUUUUCGGCCAUUGCAUGCGUGUUUCAACAUUCAAAUUAUUCUCGUAUUGGUAAUAUUUUUAGUCCUUAAUAUCACAUUAGCUAUGAUCGGUUUCAUUAAAUUGCAUUGCAUCAUAAUUUCACAAGAAAAAAUAUGAACUAUUUUUUAUCGGAUUACUUGAGCACCGGUCAGUAAUUAAUUAUCGGUCACUACUUAUUUUCAGUCACUACUUAACUUCAGUCACUACUUAGCGUCGGUCACUACUUUAGCUUCGCUCACUACUUAGCAUCCGUCACUACUUGAGCAUAGGUCACUAAUUAAUCAUUUAUCACCACUUAUCUUCGGUCCCUCUUAGCAUCCGUCACUUCUUAGCAUCCGUCACUUCUUAGCAUCCGUCACUUCUUAGCAUCCGUCACUUCUUAGCAUCCGUCUCUAUUUCAGCAUCGGUCACUACUUACCAUCGGUCACUACGUAGCAUCGGUCACCACUCAAACAUAAGGCAUCACAAGUGCAGAAGUAGUUGAGUUUUCACCAUCACAAUGACGUCACGGAGACAUUGUUUCUUCCUGGGCCUAUACUUUGUGGCAUCGCUGGUGCAGACCGCCCCCGCCUACGAGGAGACCGAGAACACCUGCGUUGUGGCGACCAUCCCCAUCCACCUCGUCCGAGGGCUGUCGGCGGCCGCAGCUAAGCUGCAGAAGCUCCUCCCCCCUCCCCCACCCCUCGACAUCUCGGGGUUGACCGCUGGUCUAGUGGAACUGUCAACUAAAGUCGAGAACUUUAGCCUGGAGGUUGUGGCGGCUUUUGAGGCAUCAGGGGCCGAGAGCCAUGAGGCUGGAGAAGAAAUUUUCAAUAUUUCGAAAAAUGGCUUCGCGGAAAUUGCUUCGGCAAUUCUUGAAGAAAAUGAAAAAACGAGAGCUUCUCUGGAAUCCCUGGCAGCCAUCGACAACGACCGAAGAGAACUGCAGAACAACACUGGAACUCUGGAAAUUGAGAACGCCAGAUUGAUGAAUGAAAUACUGGAUUUGGUCAAUAAUGAAACCGUCGUAGAGGAGGAGAGCCAUGCAGAUGAGCAGAUAAUUUCUGCCAUGAGAGAAAUUAUCGCGGCGCAAGACGAACAGCAUGAGAAGUUGAGGCGUGUUUUGGACAAUAUUGACGCGAACCAACAGGAAAAACUGCAGAAAGAUAUCAUCAAGAAAAUGUUGCAAGAUGUUGAAAAGGAUAUCGAAUCUUUGGAAGCUAAGAGGAAGCUUCUUGUGCAUGAGAAUGAGAGCAUCAAAAAUGUUUCGCAAUUAAGAGUAACGACUUAUCAUUCAAGGCCCAGGGACUGCUGGGACAUCUACAGGCGAGGGGAACGAGAGUCACGGGUGUAUACAAUCUACCCUGACAGAUGUGGUUCUUAUGGCGUCACCGACACCGUCGGCGUCAAUGUUUUCUGUGACAUGAACCUUGUGGAGUUCGGGGGAGGCUGGACCGUAAUUCUUAACCGGGACAGAAAGAUCAAAGUUAACAGAAAACACAAUGGAUUUUCCUCCAUGGAUGAAACCGCAAUCGAAGGCAACGACCAUCCAGUAAACUUGUCUGCCUUCUUUGACGUUCCUCUAGAAAGCGAGGGCAUUGAGGUAGAACGUGAAACUGAUAAUAGUUUAUUUUGGAAUAGAGUCAGUAAUGAAGCUGUCAACAUUUCGGAAGGAUCUGAAUCCCAACUAAAAAAUUCUGGUCCGACCUGGGAGAACUUCACACGACCCUGGGCUGAAUAUGAAUCAGGAUUCGGAUAUUUAAAUGGCGAAUACUUUUUAGGUUUGAAACACGUUCACGACAUGACGACCAGCCGCCGCUACUCGCUGCUGCUUCUCGCUGAGGGUAAAGCCGGCAUAGCCAUGUGGGGCCAGUGGGACAUGUUCAGGGUUGAAGGCCCCAACCACAUGUAUGAGUUGCAGAUAGGACAUUACAUACAGCGCAGUUCGCUGCCAGACGUACUCUCGUCGCAUCACCGGCAGCGCUUCUCUACGUACGACAACGACAACGACGCCUCGUACGACCGGAGCUGUGCUGAGCUGUACGGUGGCGGGUGGUGGUACGGCCGCUGCUACGACGCUCACCCCACGGGGGCGUGGGGGGACGGCGACCCCACGCCGCGGGGGGUCGGGGUGUACGGGCCAGCUCCCACCCAAACUCCUUCACUUGGCAGGCUCCCACACAAACUCCUUCACUUGACAAGCUCCCACACAAAUUCCUUCACUUGGCAGGCUCCCACCCAAACUCCUUCACUUGACAGGCUCCCACCCAAACUCCUUCACUUGACAGGCUUCCACCCAAACUCCUUCACUUGA
Messenger RNA from Hyalella azteca, 2371 nucleotides. RefSeq names its product fibrinogen beta chain. Bases 578 to 2371 code for a protein of 597 amino acids. The record is from RefSeq and is a predicted model, not a curated record. Lineage: Eukaryota; Metazoa; Arthropoda; Malacostraca; Amphipoda; Hyalellidae. The transcript has 9 exons.